UUCCUCCAGGGAGUAGGUAGAUUUCCCACUUCUGGGAGAGGGCAAGUCGGUUUUCCUGUCGCGAGAGUUAAACUCUAUAGUGGCCUAAAAGAGGAGCUAAGAAAUUGGCUUGUAGUUGCCGGGGAAACGGCAUUCCCGGAUGUCGCCCGGAGUGCCCGGGAGAAGGGGCGGCAAAGAAGAAGGCCACUUCCGCGGAAAAGGCUCGUGACGUAGGUUGUGGAAUAGAGGAGAUUCUGUCUGCCUCUGCCUCGAUUACGUUACGAGUGCAACUGUAGUGGACUGUAAAUUCAGAGUGAGGAGUGGACUUGUUAAAGAUCGGAAUAGAGUAAAGGCAGGAAGAGAAGAACCAAAGAGUGCUCUUUUGAAAUUAUCAACUCUGAGGAAGGCAUGAAUCACUUCUGGUUGGGAUGGAAGAGCUUCUAACUUUCAAUGGAUAUUAUAAGGGGAAAUUUGGACAAAAUUUCACGUCCAGCAUCAAAUUCAAGAAUUCAUCAUGAGAGCAAAACUUCAAGUACUUCUUUGGAAGUCUUGACACCAGAACCGGUGACUCUUAAGGUGGAUACUUCAAUCAACUUGAACAGUUGUAGCCAGCAGAGCAAAAGAGAAAAUUGCAAUUCAAGGGAAAGUAGCAGCAGUAGUAAUGUUGGGAAGAAACUUUCUUCUCAGGACAUAAAAACCUCUCAAGAUUAUUGUAGUGAGGUUGACUGCAGUUUACGUGAAGAGAUCAAGUCUUCUUGCACUAAUUAUUCAGGACAUAAUUCCAGUCUGAAUUCUUCAAAAGAAGAUAAUGAAGUUGAUUAUUUCAGUCUAUAUGAUGUACCUCAGGAGAUGUCAGGCCAGGUGAAAGAAGAGAUUUCCAGAAUAAAAGAAUCAGAUGUUCAACUUCAGGAAGCUGUUGAAAAGAUGAAGAGACUUGACAAAGUAUUGGUGGAAAAACAAUUUAAAGAAAGAGAAAUUAAAAAACAAGGCCAAGAAAUGAGAAUAAAGAUGUGGGAAGAACUUCAGACAAUUCCUAAUUUUGAUGCUAUACAGAAUAAUGAGGAGAUAGAAAAUACCAAAAAAUUUUUGUCUUUGGCGUCUUCUUCAGAAGGGACAACUGAUUUUCAUCACCUGGAACAAGAGGAACCCUGUGUUUCUGUGUUUCACACGCAAAUUCCUCCUGAAGAUUAUGAAAACUGUGUUGAGCAAGCCAGGAGAGAGUCUGUGUAUCACAGUGAAAGUAAUAAGUCAUUGAUCAAAGCAGAAAAGAAGCUACAAAGAGAAAACAGUGGUGAAUUCAAGAGUAAAAAAAACCAGGAUUUCAUUAAGAGAAAUAUAGAGCUGGCCAAGGACUCAAAAAAUAUGGUCAUUAUGAUGGAUAAAGAAAAACAAAGACUGACUGAAUUAUUAAGUGAUAUAGACAAAGGAAAAGAUCUAUCUCCAAGAACUCAGAGUUAUGAGUCAGCCUGGCCCAUGUUAGAAAAAAGUUAUCUGUCUACAGCGCAUAUGGAGCGCAAGCAGCUAGCUCAAAUAGAUUCCAAAUUGCAAGACCGAUUCUCUUUCUCUUCCUCAUGGAUAUCCAGUGGUUAUUUAGGAAUGGACAAUCAUAUUGGUCAGAUGAAGAAGCUGAGACCAGAGAGAUUAGAUGACUUGCCCAAGGUCUGGAACAAAGAAACUGAUCCUAAUGAUAAGAAACGUGCGAAAAUGUAUCCGGGGGAUAAGACACUUAGAAACAACAGAGAUUAUCGGUAUGAAAAAAAUAGGCUAAAAGAGAUAGAUCAACAACUGAAGGAUCUGGAGAAAGACAUUAUGAAAACAAGAGUUCUUUCCGAAGAACAUCUGAAGACUCUUCUAGAGAAAUGCAUUUUGGAACAAAGUUCAGACAAAGAUAGCAGAGUUGGUAAUGCAACACAACCUGAAUCCAUCCAGCCUUCAAGUUCCUUUUUCCUUCGGUUGCGAAGUGAGUCACCAACUGCCAGCAGAACUGAGGGUGAGAAUGAAGAUGUCCUUGAAAUCAGAGAAUAUGAAACCCCUGGCUAUUAUCUUACCAAAGCAUUGGAUGGCCGAGAGCACAUACCAGAAUUUUGGGUCAUUGAGACAGAGGAAGAUGAGAGCCCUAGACCUUCAGGGGAUGUAGUCACUAGUGAUGGAGAAGGUUACUUUAUGUCAAAAGCCCUCGGUGUCAGCAGGCUGAAGAGGCCUUCUUUCCUGGAUGAUCCUUUAUACUGUAUCAGUGUGGACAGUGGCCCAUCAUGCGAAGAUGAAUGUCUGAAGUUGAUUGAUUGUUCCACUGAAAGUCUGCCUGGGACUGAUGAAUUAAUGGCAGAAGUCAAGAUACAAGAGGAAGACAGAGACUCCUAAGGAAAACAAGCUGCUAGGAUGUAUUCUAAAGUAUUAGUAAAUUUGGUUAAAAGA
Messenger RNA from Monodelphis domestica (gray short-tailed opossum), 2394 nucleotides. It is a transcript of the gene FSIP1, whose product is annotated as fibrous sheath interacting protein 1. Lineage: Eukaryota; Metazoa; Chordata; Mammalia; Didelphimorphia; Didelphidae. The record is from RefSeq and is a predicted model, not a curated record.